This is a messenger RNA of Bemisia tabaci, 2365 nucleotides long. RefSeq names its product TBC1 domain family member 22 (gene Tbc1d22). Lineage: Eukaryota; Metazoa; Arthropoda; Insecta; Hemiptera; Aleyrodidae. Gene Ontology annotation, molecular function: GTPase activator activity. The record is from RefSeq and is a predicted model, not a curated record. Gene Ontology annotation, biological process: activation of GTPase activity.
UUUAUUUAUAUUCCGAAUUUCCGACGAAACUUUCAACAACUGUAUAAGUUGCGGUGGUGACAAGUAAAGAGAAUUCUAAAACCUCAAGGAACAAGAACUUUGAAUCAGUGUUCCUCACAUGCCUAGUUUACUCUCCCUUCACUCAUUUAAAUUUCACCCGUCUCCUAGUUUUUUAUCAGUAGCAUUACUUAAUGAACAUCCACACAACAGGGGAGGAGGUGCCGGGACCGAUUUGUCAGCACAUCAGCGUUCACAGCAGUAGCAGUCAUUAUUUCGUAUUUCCGACAGAAGUUUGAAGUGAAUCGGGUCUUCGUGCAUUGUGAAUUCUCCUCACAUUUGUCUGUUUGCCAGAGUAGAUUCUUUGUUUCGCAAAAUUUUAAUUUUCAGUGCUCAUCCUGUUUUGUGUUUUUUAGUUUAUCACUCCUGGUGGGUGUUAUUGGGACAUAAAUUCAGUGAAAUAUGUUGUGUUUACUGCUGCCUGUUCUUUUUUAAAGGAUUUCCAAAGCAACCUGCAUAAAGUUGAAAUGUUCUCUGCCAAACAUACAGUUCUUUGGUUAUUAACCUCCCUUUGUUGAGGAAGCAGUCCUGCCAAGAACCGCUUUACGGUCAGGGAGGCCUACUGAAUUUCACCAAUCACUUCUGGAGAUUCCAUUAAUUCCUCAACUUCCAGAAAAGUUCAUCGCAUCAUGAGUCGAUUAUGAAGAAAGUCAUUACCUCUCUCUUUAGCAAUGGAUAACAAACUUGGAGAUAAGGGGUCCCCUGAUCAUAGUGGUAAAUCGUCCUUUUGGAAGAAGAACAUGAAAACUGUGCCCGGAAUUGCCUUGCGGCCUAGCCCAGUGAAAGAAUCAAGAAGUUCCCACCACCACUCAAGCUCAUCAACAACGAUGUCAUUUCAAGACUUCCAAGAGAGUGUGAGUGAUGCCUGGGACUUAGGUGAUGAGGAAACAAAUCAGUCAUCCAACGUACACAUUUCUAAACAAGCUGCCCAGUCAGCAGCUCUGGAUGUCAUCAACCAUCACAAAAAGUCUCACGAAUCCCAGUACCUGUACAGCAAGUCAAAUUCAGUGCCUGCAAUAUCAUCUGUGCACACAAAAAUAGUUUCAAAUAGCAAAUCUCAAACCAACAGCUCUGAUUCCUCGAGUAGGCGUCCUCUCAACCAAAAUCACAAACUCAACUUUCAAAAUAGCGAAAGCAAUACUUCCAAAUUGGCCAAAUUUAACACUCUCUUAGAAUCUCCAUUGCUAGACCUAAAAGAACUCCGCAGGCUCAGCUGGUCUGGUAUUCCAAUUGAAGUUAGGCCAAUGACGUGGCGUUUAUUAGCGGGAUAUCUGCCAGCCAGCACAGAAAGAAGACGGCCAACUUUAGAGCGCAAACGGCAAGAGUAUUGGAACUUUAUCAAACAGUAUUAUGACACAGACAGGGAUGAAAAUUAUCAAGACACUUACAGACAGAUCCAUAUCGACAUUCCUCGGAUGAGUGCUCUAGUUAAAUUAUUUCAACAAAAGACUGUUCAAGAAAUGUUUGAACGUAUCCUAUUCAUAUGGGCGAUCCGACAUCCAGCCUCUGGUUAUGUUCAAGGCAUCAAUGAUCUUGUAACCCCAUUUUAUGUAGUAUUUCUGCAAGAACUUCUACCCCCAGGUGGUGAUAUUGAUGCAUUAGAAGUCGACUCUUUGCCAAAAGAGCAGAGGGACAAUGUUGAAGCAGAUUCAUUUUGGUGCUUGUCAAAUUUUUUGGAUGGAAUUCAAGACAAUUACAUUUUCGCCCAACUAGGAAUUCAAACUAAGGUCAAUCAACUUAAAGAGCUUAUUCAACGAAUAGAUGGUACACUCCAUGCACACUUUCAGAAACAUGGUAUUGAUUAUCUCCAGUUCUCGUUUAGAUGGAUGAACAACCUUCUAACAAGAGAGCUCCCUCUCCGGUGCUCAAUUAGAUUAUGGGACACCUACUUAGCUGAAUCAAGCUCCUUUGCUUUAUUUCAGUUGUAUGUAUGUGCAGCAUUCCUUCUCAAUUGGCAACAAGAUCUGCUCGCAGAGCAAGAUUUUCAGGGUCUGAUGUUGAUGCUACAGAACCUGCCCACAAGUAACUGGACAGACUCUGAUAUUGGAGUAUUAGUCGCAGAAGCAUACAAACUGAUGUCACUUUUUGCAGAUGCACCUAAUCAUCUUCAAAGUAGCACCUCAACAAGGUGACGUUCUUCCAUGAAACUUCCUUAACUCAAGUACAAAGACUUCAGCAGCUCGCUCUCUGCCAAUCAUCAUCUGUGAGUUUCUAGGUUAUCCAUUUUAAUUUGAAUUGUUUUUACCUUUCAUCGAACUUUUUACGGUUGCCUGUUAGUUUUCUUUACAACGUAUGUACUUGUUUAUUA